AUGGAGAAAAUAUUUGGCAGAAACAGGAAAGAGCAACAGGAGCCUGUGAAGGCCCAGGUGACAGGCAAGAUUCCAGCAUGGCUGCAGGGAAUCCUGCUUCGGAAUGGGCCUGGGAUGCACACGGUGGGAGAAACCAGGUACAGCCACUGGUUUGAUGGCCUGGCCUUGCUCCACAGCUUCACGAUUAGAGACAGUGAAGUCUAUUACCGGAGCAAAUACCUGAGAAGUGAUACCUACAUGGCCAAUAUCGAGGCAAACAGGAUUGUGGUGUCAGAGUUUGGAACAAUGGCCUAUCCAGACCCCUGCAAAAACAUCUUUUCCAAAGCUUUUUCCUACUUGUCCCACACCAUCCCAGAUUUCACAGACAACUGCCUUAUUAACAUCAUGAAGUGUGGUGAAGACUUCUAUGCGACCACAGAGACCAACUACAUCAGGAAAAUCAACCCACAGACUCUGGAAACCCUGGAGAAGGUCGAUUAUCGUAAAUACGUGGCUGUGAAUCUGGCAACAUCACAUCCUCAUUAUGAUGCAGCUGGCAAUGUCCUCAACAUGGGCACUUCCAUUGUGGACAAGGGGAAGACGAAAUACGUGGUAUUCAGGAUCCCUGCCACAACACCAGAGGACAAGAAGAGGAAGAGCUCCCUGAAGCGAACAGAGGUGGUGUGCUCCAUCCCCUCCCGCUCCCUGCUGUCACCGAGCUACUACCACAGCUUCGGCCUUACCCAGAACUACCUCCUUUUCCUCGAGCAACCCUUCAAGUUGGAUAUUCUCAAGAUGGCAACUGCAUACAUCCGAGGGGUGAGCUGGGCAUCCUGCCUGACCUUUCACAAGGAGGACAAGACUCACAUCCACAUCAUUGACCUGAGGACUAGGAAACCUGUGGUGAGCCAGUAUUACACCGACGCCAUGGUCGUCUUCCAUCACAUCAAUGCCUACGAGGAGGACGACUGCAUAGUGUUUGACGUCAUCGCCUAUAAGGACAGCAGCCUCUACGAGCUCUUCUACUUGGCCAACCUGAACCAGGACUUCGCUGAGAACUCCAGGCUGACCUCCACACCCACUCUCAAGAGGUUCGCUGUGCCACUCCAUGUCGACAAGGAUGCGGAGGUGGGCUCAAAUUUAAUCAAACUGGCGUCUACCACAGCAACAGCCCUGAAGGAAAAAGACGACGUAGUCUACUGCCAGCCAGAAUUGCUUUAUGAAGGCUUAGAGCUACCUCGGAUCAACUACGCUCACAACGGGAAAUCAUACCGAUAUGUCUUUGCUGCUGAAGUUCAGUGGAGUCCCAUCCCCUCCAAGAUACUGAAAUUCGAUGUCAUCACAAAGACGUCCUUAAAAUGGGGAGAGGAGCACUGCUGGCCGGCGGAGCCCCUGUUCGUGCCCACACCCGGCGCUGUGGACGAGGAUGACGGAGUUAUCUUAUCUGUCAUUGUCUCCACCGAUCCCCAGAAAUCACCUUUCCUACUUAUUCUGGAUGCUAAAACUUUCACAGAAUUGGCUCGUGCCUCUGUCAAGGUGGACAUGCAUCUGGAUCUACAUGGGUUAUUCAUCCCAGACUCAAGGGAGCUGGCCCCCAGCGAGGAACCCCGGGCUGAAGCUCCAGACCCCACUGAGCCUCCCCAGUGCUGA
Messenger RNA from Chrysochloris asiatica (Cape golden mole), 1629 nucleotides. RefSeq names its product beta-carotene 15,15'-monooxygenase 1 (gene BCO1). The transcript is spliced from 11 exons. The record is from RefSeq and is a predicted model, not a curated record. The coding region runs from base 1 to 1629 and encodes 542 amino acids. NCBI's taxonomy places the organism in Eukaryota, Metazoa, Chordata, Mammalia, Afrosoricida, Chrysochloridae. Gene Ontology annotation, molecular function: carotenoid dioxygenase activity; beta-carotene 15,15'-dioxygenase activity. Gene Ontology annotation, biological process: carotene catabolic process; retinal metabolic process.